Messenger RNA from Guyanagaster necrorhizus, 817 nucleotides. RefSeq lists its product as uncharacterized. The transcript has 5 exons. Lineage: Eukaryota; Fungi; Basidiomycota; Agaricomycetes; Agaricales; Physalacriaceae. The annotation marks the transcript as partial. The record is from RefSeq and is a predicted model, not a curated record.
AUGUAUACCGCUCGCUCCUUCUCAGCCGCGGCACUCGGACUGACGAUCCACUGGUAUUUUCAAGGCUCUGAAAAUUACCCCGCCCUCUUUCCCAUGAAGCGGCGUCUUACCACUUCCAAAUCAACUCAGCAUCAGACUGUAACCGUUCACAGCGAAACCGUAGACGAUUUCCAGACCGGACGACGAGGGAAGAAAUUACUCGCGCCCCUUUUCUUCGACCUUCUCAUUAUGAUCAUUAUCCUCUCUCAGUUCACCGCCUUCGAUCACCAUCAGCCUGUGGCGAUAUCAGAUUCGAACAAUAGAUCCCCUCUCUUAUGGCCGCGUGGUACUACCAAAAACCCCGCCUUACACAUAAAACGGCGCUCAGUCAUUUUCGAUCCCGAUUCCGUAUCUGGCUCGAAAUACUGCAUCCGACACCUGACGAGACGAAAGCCAGCCCAUAUGUCUCUUUCUCAUUUCUACUCGUAUAAAGGGAAUCGCUACCGCAACUAUCAUGAACAUCGUUUCUAUCCCGCUUACAUAUCAACCGCGAGUUCCAAUACUAAUCGUCCUCUCCUUUUCCAUUAUGGAUCCGAAUGGUUGACAACCUCCAUUGCACCGUCCUUUCCUGGCCCAACCCAUCAGUUUCUGCGAUCAACCUGCAGGAAAGAGAGACAUAUUACACUGCAACUAUGCUCCUUCCCAGCCCUUCACCACAGUGAACUCAUUCUGUCCGCACCUGCACUUCCAAAACCCAACGACACGUUUCACGGCAGAUUACCUGCUCCGAACGGCGUGCGCUCUGACACGAACUCGCUGUAUUGCCCCAACGUUUCAU